Molecule: messenger RNA, 2001 nt
Organism: Hylaeus volcanicus
Lineage: Eukaryota; Metazoa; Arthropoda; Insecta; Hymenoptera; Colletidae
Product: tubulin beta-1 chain
Exons: 2
Coding region: 114-1457 (447 amino acids)
Biological process (GO): microtubule cytoskeleton organization; mitotic cell cycle
Cellular component (GO): microtubule; cytoplasm
Molecular function (GO): GTP binding; GTPase activity; structural constituent of cytoskeleton
Source: RefSeq, a predicted model, not a curated record
CGCGGCUGCCGGGGCAUAUUCGUUUCUGGGCUCUCGUGACGAGUUAGCGUGCGUCUUGUCGUUCGGUUUCAUCAAAGUAUUCUUCGAAGAGGUCCAACAGACUACCAAGCAACAUGAGGGAAAUCGUCCACAUUCAAGCCGGCCAGUGCGGAAACCAAAUUGGCGCAAAGUUUUGGGAAAUAAUCAGUGACGAGCAUGGCAUCGACCCAACCGGUACCUAUCACGGCGACUCCGACCUCCAGUUGGAACGCAUCAACGUCUAUUACAAUGAGGCGUCCGGUGGUAAAUACGUGCCACGUGCCAUCCUCGUCGACUUGGAGCCGGGAACCAUGGACUCCGUUCGUUCUGGACCUUUCGGACAGAUCUUCAGACCCGACAACUUCGUGUUCGGUCAGUCUGGAGCCGGUAACAAUUGGGCCAAGGGUCACUACACCGAGGGAGCCGAAUUAGUCGACUCCGUUCUCGACGUCGUCAGGAAGGAAGCCGAGAGCUGCGACUGCCUCCAGGGAUUCCAGCUCACUCACUCUCUCGGCGGUGGUACCGGAUCCGGUAUGGGCACUCUGCUCAUCUCCAAGAUCCGCGAGGAAUACCCCGACAGAAUCAUGAACACGUACUCGGUCGUUCCCUCUCCAAAAGUAUCCGAUACCGUCGUAGAACCCUACAACGCUACCCUCUCCGUACAUCAACUGGUAGAAAAUACCGACGAGACUUACUGUAUCGACAACGAGGCCCUUUACGAUAUCUGCUUCCGCACCCUGAAACUCUCCACACCCACCUACGGCGACUUGAAUCACCUCGUCUCACUCACGAUGUCCGGUGUCACGACCUGCCUGAGGUUCCCCGGUCAGUUGAACGCUGAUCUUAGAAAACUCGCUGUAAACAUGGUACCGUUCCCACGUCUCCACUUCUUCAUGCCAGGAUUCGCUCCACUCACGUCUCGCGGCAGUCAACAGUACAGAGCCCUCUCGGUACCAGAGCUCACGCAACAGAUGUUCGACGCUAAGAACAUGAUGGCCGCCUGCGACCCCAGACACGGAAGGUAUCUCACUGUUGCAGCUAUCUUCCGUGGCAGGAUGUCGAUGAAGGAGGUGGACGAACAAAUGCUGAACAUCCAGAACAAGAACAGCUCGUACUUCGUCGAAUGGAUCCCCAACAACGUCAAGACUGCCGUCUGCGACAUCCCACCUCGCGGUCUGAAAAUGUCUGCCACCUUCAUUGGAAACUCCACCGCCAUCCAGGAACUGUUCAAGAGAAUCUCCGAGCAGUUCACCGCUAUGUUCAGGAGGAAAGCUUUCCUUCAUUGGUACACCGGCGAGGGCAUGGACGAGAUGGAAUUCACCGAGGCGGAAUCCAACAUGAACGAUCUGGUUUCGGAAUACCAACAGUACCAGGAAGCUACUGCGGACGAGGACGCAGAAUUCGACGAGGAACAGGAAGCCGAGGUCGACGAGAACUAAAGACCUCUCUAUCUACAGCCAACCAAUCCCCCUCCGUUAUCUCUCUUCACUCAUACUGCUUUUCGAUUCCGCCGUUUAUCUUUCGUCUUUGAUUUCUGUUAUUCUUCGAUUUCAUUUUUUUUUACAGACUUUCUCUUUUACCACCAUGGCUCAAUCAGGCGCGCUUUUUCUUUAUUAGUACCGCACUCUGCAUAACUCGAAAGAAAUACUCUAUUUGUCGGUCCGUUAAUUAUUAUUAUUAUUUUUUAUUUUCUACGUCAUUUACUCUUUCGAUUGACCUGUUUACGAGGCGCGUCUUUGUAUCCAGUGUAUAGCCGCUCUCGCGGUCAUCACCGUCUUUAAAUAAAUUAUUACGAUAUAAGUGUAUGUUUUAUAAGAACCCUUUAUUAUAUUAGCCGUGUAAGUGCCCGCAUCAGACGACAUUGGUUUUUGUAUUUAUAAAGUUACAAUUGUAGGCGUAUUUGUAUUUAUAUUUCUCCUCUUUUUAUCUAAUAACUUUUAUACCAUGACAAAUAGAUCUGAAUAAAGUAGAUCAUUCAACCAA